This is a messenger RNA of Pelodiscus sinensis (Chinese soft-shelled turtle), 3328 nucleotides long. RefSeq names its product protein phosphatase 2 regulatory subunit Bbeta (gene PPP2R2B). The record is from RefSeq and is a predicted model, not a curated record. Lineage: Eukaryota; Metazoa; Chordata; Testudines; Trionychidae. Gene Ontology annotation, molecular function: protein binding; protein phosphatase regulator activity. Gene Ontology annotation, cellular component: protein phosphatase type 2A complex.
CAUGCAGAAAUGUGAGGCGGCUCUCUUCCUGGUGCUUGCUGCUGAUAGCAAAAUGGGGUCCGGCGACAGCGAUUACUUGGGUUUCCCAGCUCUGCAGACCCAGGAGGGGUCCUGUAAUGUACCUACCAUGCGGUCUGCUUUGAAAGCAGACGGACUUCUCAUGGACUGAGGAGACUUGGUUUAUUUUAAUUUUUAAAUUUAUUUUUGGAAGAUGAAAUGCUUUUCUCGUUACCUGCCUUACAUCUUCAGACCUCCGAACACCGUCCUCGCCUGCAGCUGCCACACAGAAGCUGACAUUAUCUCUACAGUAGAAUUCAACCACACAGGAGAAUUACUAGCGACAGGGGACAAGGGGGGUCGAGUUGUAAUAUUUCAACGCGAGCAGGAGAGUAAAAAUCAGCCCCAUCGUAGGGGAGAAUACAAUGUUUACAGCACGUUCCAGAGUCAUGAACCCGAGUUCGAUUACCUGAAGAGUUUGGAAAUUGAGGAGAAGAUCAAUAAAAUACGAUGGCUCCCACAGCAAAAUGCAGCCUACUUCCUUCUUUCCACCAAUGAUAAAACUGUGAAGCUAUGGAAAGUUAGUGAACGAGAUAAAAGACCUGAGGGCUAUAAUCUUAAGGAUGAAGAUGGCCGCCUCCGAGACCCCUCCAUGAUUACAAUGCUACGGGUUCCUGUACUAAGGCCCAUGGAUCUGAUGGUAGAGGCCACUCCUCGAAGAGUAUUUGCCAAUGCACACACAUAUCACAUCAAUUCCAUAUCCGUAAACAGUGACUAUGAAACCUACAUGUCAGCUGACGACCUGAGAAUAAAUUUAUGGAACUUUGAAAUAACCAAUCAAAGUUUUAAUAUUGUCGAUAUCAAGCCAGCCAACAUGGAGGAGCUAACAGAGGUGAUCACUGCAGCGGAAUUCCAUCCACACCACUGCAACACCUUUGUAUACAGCAGCAGUAAAGGGACGAUAAGGCUGUGUGACAUGCGGGCAGCCGCCCUGUGUGACAGACAUUCCAAAUUUUUUGAAGAGCCUGAAGACCCAAGUAACAGAUCGUUUUUUUCUGAGAUCAUCUCCUCAAUUUCUGAUGUUAAAUUCAGUCACAGUGGAAGGUAUAUCAUGACCAGGGACUAUCUCACCGUGAAAGUGUGGGACCUGAACAUGGAGAAUAGGCCUAUUGAAACAUACCAGGUACAUGAUUAUCUCCGAAGCAAACUGUGCUCACUCUAUGAGAACGACUGCAUCUUCGAUAAAUUUGAAUGUGUGUGGAAUGGGUCUGACAGUGUCAUAAUGACCGGCUCCUACAACAAUUUCUUUAGAAUGUUUGACCGCAACACCAAGCGUGAUGUAACCCUGGAGGCCUCUAGGGAAAACAGCAAACCCCGGGCCAUACUCAAGCCCCGCAAAGUAUGCGUUGGGGGCAAACGGAGGAAAGACGAAAUUAGUGUGGACAGUCUGGACUUCAGCAAAAAGAUCUUGCAUACAGCUUGGCAUCCUUCAGAAAAUAUCAUUGCAGUGGCUGCAACAAAUAAUCUGUAUAUAUUCCAGGACAAGGUUAACUAGGAGGACGAGUUAUUUAGGAAUCUCAUGUACUGAAUACUAGUAAACACAAGUUUUAAAAUUUUUCUUUUCUUUUUCCUCCUCCCUGUUCAUUUGUUUAAUUAUUCCUCUGCAGAUAAGGUGUAGAGGCAUGCAAAUAGAUUCCAAUAUCCCCUACCUCCCACUCACCUUAAAGCAACAAGUUGGCAAACCCAGUAAGUUCUGGCAUCAUGGUUUUGUUUGGGGUUUUUUAAGAGUUGAGAGCUAACAGAUGUAAUGAUCUCUUCAGUAGCUGGCUCAGAUUUCUGAUGCUUUUAUUACAUCCGGUACUCUUUGGUGGUUCCUAGUGUUGUUUGGUUCUAGACGUCUGCUGGUUUAAAUUGAGGUUAAUACUGUAGUAUGGUAUUUAAAAAUUCAACUAAGGUCAGAAAAGAAGGUGUGUGCGUGUGUGUGUGUAUUGUUCCUAAUUAAGCAAUUCCAGAGUUCUUUUAGUAUCAUUUGAGAUGUUCCAUUUGCAGAAUAAUGUUGACCUUGCCAAUGUUCUUUUAAAUUUCUUUUUUAUCUCCCAUUUCUUUUUUCCCCCAGUGGAGACAGUAAAACAGAAAAUGGAAAGAUCAGAUUUCCAGUGGGACAGGUUUAAAAUCAGGGGGAGGGAAGAGAUAGGAGGGAAAGAUCAACCAUACACUCUUAAUCAGGGCUGCUACCUUCUGUCUUCGCGUCCCACAGAAACUCUUAAGAAUUUGGCUCUGUAGAUACUGUGGUGCCUUUUUUGGUAUUUGACAUACCUUUAUAAAUAAUGCUUCCAAAAUGCAUCUGUUGCAAACCAAAAUGAAUCUAGGCGUUUUGCCUGCAUUUCCUGUGUUUUGCUUUAGUCACUUUUAAUUGUUCUGUUAUAAUCUCUUGCAUGUCUUACUGUUCCUUUUUUUAAUGUAUUUAUUUAUUUAUUUAGAAUUACAAAAGCUAAGUUACUAAUUUAUAAAUUGUAAAAAAAAAAAAAAAAAAAUUACAACUACUACCACAUCCUGCUGUCAGCACUGAUUGCUUUGAAGAGAGGGUGUCCAUGGUUCUGUGGUAUAAUAGUAAUAAACAAGAGCUCUUCUCUUUGCAUGGCAAGGCUGCCCCUAAGGAUUACUCAGGUCCCUUUAUCUGAACAAUUGUACAAUACACAAAUGAAAUGUUAUUCCAUUUUAGCUACAUGGUGGUCAAUGUGCUGGUCAUUCUUGUGGUUUGUGAACAAUGGGCAAGAGACAACAGCUGAGGAUUGGCGCAGUGAAAUUUACUAGAUUUUUUUUAAAGGCAAAGUAUACUCUUCAAAGCCUCUUUUGUAAGGCAUGAGUUGGAUUUCCAGCAUGUCCUUCAAGACCUACCAACUCCUAUACUUUAUAAGAAAGACUGACUUCCACUUACUUGUGGGACUUAAAUACCACAAGGAAAUUACACAAAAUCGCACAGCUGCUGGGGACCUUGACUUAAUAUCUUUGGGGCAUGAGGAAGUCACUGUUGAAAUACUUGGAACCAAGCUUCUAAUUAUUAUUUAACUACUUAAUUCCCUGUCAGCUGUUCAUGAGAUUGCUCAGGACAGAGACAGGUACGUUUGCCUUGUUUAAAGGAAUGAUUACAAGGAAAAAUGUAUGCUGGCUUAUAAAUUUAUUACCAAUAAUGGCUUUCAGGAGUAACCUGGUUUUUUUUUAAAUGAAAUGGUUAAAAAAUAGCAAGAGUAAACAAGUCAUUUUUUAAAAAAAUAUUUCCUGUAAAGAGAGCCUGCACUCUGGCAUCAGAAGUAAAAUUGUCUCAAAUGUG